GGUCAUCACAUGGAACCUCUUCAUCUCUCUUCUCUCUCUGCUUCUGCAUUCAGUGCCGGUCGGCUAAGACAGACGUACUGUUGCAUACUCGCACACGCACAUUUACUCGUUCAGUCCUUUCCACGCACAUUUACUCGUUCAGUCCUUCCACAUUGCAGGGAAACACAAAGCAGCCUUGCCUUCCUCUUUUGCUAUCUGCACCACUCGUGUCAUUUUUCCCAUUUCUCUUUUCCAUCUCAAAUCUAUCAGAAAUUGCCUGAAUAUGGCGUUUUCCUCUCUCCAUUCAUAGGCAUUUUCUCUUCUCAUCUUUCUCUGCCAUUUUCUCGGCAGGCAAUCGCAGAGUAAGCAUUGACUUGGACAGCACUGUAACAAAAUGUGGAAGCUGAAGACCGCCGAAGGAGACAAUCCGUGGCUUCGCACCACCAACAAUCACGUCGGAAGACAGGUUUGGGAGUUCGAUCCCAAGCUCGGUUCGCCAGAAGAACUCGCGCAGGUAGAAAAGGCCCGCGAGACCUUCGCCAACAACCGCUUCCGCCAAAAGCACAGUUCAGAUCUACUCAUGCGCAUUCAGUUUGGCAAGGAGAUUGCAGAUGGUGAAGUCUUGCCUCAAGUCAAAGUAAAGGAUACAGAAGAUGUUACAGUUGAGGCAGUAGCAAACACAUUAAGAAGGGCCAUCAGUUUCCAUUCAACUCUCCAAGCGCAUGAUGGACACUGGCCAGGGGAUUAUGGAGGUCCCAUGUUUCUUUUGCCUGGCUUGGUCAUUACUCUCUCUAUUACCGGGGCACUAAACACAAUCUUAUCAAAAGAACAUAAACGGGAGAUGUGUCGUUAUCUCUACAAUCAUCAGAACAAAGAUGGUGGGUGGGGUUUACACAUCGAGGGGCCGAGCACCAUGUUUGGUACUGUCUUGAACUAUGUGACUUUAAGGUUGCUUGGUGAAGAAGCUAAUGAUGGAAAUGGGGCAAUGGAGGAUGGGCGUACAUGGAUUUUGGAACAUGGUGGUGCUACUGCAAUAAUAUCAUGGGGGAAAAUGUGGCUUUCAGUACUUGGAGCAUUUGAAUGGUCUGGCAAUAACCCCUUGCCCCCUGAGAUAUGGAUUUUGCCUUAUGUCCUGCCUUUCCAUCCAGGAAGGAUGUGGUGUCACUGCCGAAUGGUCUAUUUGCCCAUGUCAUACUUAUAUGGGAAGAGGUUUGUUGGUCCAAUUACAUCAACAGUUCUGUCUUUGAGAAAGGAACUAUAUACUGUCCCCUAUCAUGAAAUAGACUGGAAUCAGGCACGCAAUCAUUGUGCAAAGGAAGAUCUAUAUUAUCCACAUCCCUUAAUACAAGACAUACUUUGGGCAUCUCUUCACAAGGUUGUUGAACCUAUUCUAAUGCGUUGGCCCGGGAAAAGGUUAAGGGAGAAGGCUCUUCGCAUGGUGAUUGAGCACAUACAUUAUGAAGAUGAGAAUACUCGGUAUAUAUGCAUAGGGCCCGUGAACAAGGUGUUAAAUAUGCUUUGCUGUUGGGUCAAAGAUCCAAACUCAGAAGCUUUCAAAUUACAUCUUCCAAGAAUCUUUGAUUAUCUGUGGAUCGCUGAAGAUGGCAUGAAAAUGCAGGGGUAUAAUGGAAGCCAAUUAUGGGAUGCUGCUUUUGCUGUUCAAGCAAUUAUCUCUACAAACCUUGUUGAAGAAUAUGGUCCAACUCUUAGGAAAGCACACACGUUCAUAAAAAAUUCACAGGUUUUAGAAGAUUGCCCGGGUGAUCUUGCAUCCUGGUAUCGUCACAUUUCCAAAGGUUGUUGGCCCUUUUCAACUGCAGACCAUGGGUGGCCCAUUUCAGACUGUACAGCAGAAGGAUUGAAAGCUAUUCUCUUAUUGUCCAAAAUUCCAUCAGAAAUUGUUGGUGAACCAUUAGAUGUGAAGCGGAUGUUUGAUGCUGUCAAUGUGAUCCUUUCCUGGCAGAAUGGUGAUGGUGGUUUAGCAACAUACGAACUCACAAGGUCCUACCCUUGGUUGGAGAAAAUCAACCCCGCUGAAACUUUUGGUGACAUUGUUAUUGACUAUCCCUAUGUGGAAUGUACCUCAGCAGCAAUUCAAGCCUUAUCAUCAUUUAGGAAAUUAUAUCCUGGGCAUCGGAGGGAAGAAAUAGAAGAUUGCAUUAGAAAGGCUGCUGUGUUCAUUGAAAAGCAACAAGUAUCAGAUGGUUCAUGGUAUGGCUCUUGGGGAGUCUGCUUUACCUAUGCUACAUGGUUUGGAAUAAAAGGAUUGGUGGCUGCUGGAAAGAACUUCAGUAAUUGCUUUAGCAUUCGUAGAGCAUGUGAUUUUCUGCUGUCUAAACAGCUUCCUUCUGGUGGUUGGGGGGAGAGCUAUCUUUCUUGCCAGAACAAGGUGUAUUCCAAUCUUGAAGGCAACAGAUCUCAUAUUGUAAACACUGGAUGGGCUGUGCUGGCUCUAAUUGAUGCUGGUCAGGCUGAGAGAGACCCGGCGCCAUUGCAUCGCGCUGCAAAACUGUUGAUAAAUUCCCAAAUGGAGAGUGGAGAUUUUCCACAAGAGGAGAUCACGGGGGUGUUCAACCGGAAUUGUACGAUCACAUACGCUGCAUACAGGAACAUUUUCCCUAUUUGGGCGUUGGGUGAAUACCGCUCACGAGUACUGCAGCAGCCUACGCGAGAUUAACAAAAAACCUCCCUUUUAAUUUCAUAUUAUAUUGUCUACCUUCUCCUAAUGGACCAGUGGUCGGUCAUUGUCUCAUUUAUUGAACCAUUUAAACUUUUGUCAAUGGACGGGGUGCCCCUCUUGGGUCUUUGAAUGUUUUAAUUUCAAAAUAGUAAGUUCGGGUUGACUCAAGUGGUAAGGGUGUCUUGUGAUUUUGGUGAUCCUAAGGUCACGAGUUUGAUUCCUCAUUAAGAAUUUAUCCCAGUGAA
This is a messenger RNA of Malania oleifera, 2904 nucleotides long. Its product is annotated as cycloartenol synthase 2. NCBI's taxonomy places the organism in Eukaryota, Viridiplantae, Streptophyta, Magnoliopsida, Santalales, Ximeniaceae. Gene Ontology annotation, cellular component: lipid droplet. The record is from RefSeq and is a predicted model, not a curated record. The coding region runs from base 374 to 2656 and encodes 760 amino acids. Gene Ontology annotation, molecular function: intramolecular transferase activity. Gene Ontology annotation, biological process: triterpenoid biosynthetic process. The transcript is spliced from 18 exons.